This is a messenger RNA of Cydia pomonella (codling moth), 2977 nucleotides long. RefSeq names its product golgin subfamily A member 5 (gene Golgin84). The transcript has 9 exons. Lineage: Eukaryota; Metazoa; Arthropoda; Insecta; Lepidoptera; Tortricidae. Gene Ontology annotation, biological process: retrograde transport, vesicle recycling within Golgi; Golgi organization. Gene Ontology annotation, cellular component: Golgi membrane; Golgi cisterna. Bases 145 to 1956 code for a protein of 603 amino acids. The record is from RefSeq and is a predicted model, not a curated record.
AAGGAUCGUGUUUACGUGUAAAAUGUCAAAGUCAAACGUCAUUCGUAUUUUGAGUUUGGAUUAGAAAUUGUAUUAGAAACGAAAUUCAAUAAAAUUGACAUGCAUUUUAAGAGUAGUAUAUACGUACAUGUGUAGGUAUUUAAAAUGGCUUGGCUCGCUGACCUUGCCGGUAAAGCGGAGACGCUACUCAACAACUUAGACGAGCAAACUGGUGCCGCUCUACGAAGCAAUGGCCCUAGGAGGAGAAAUGAAGGGGAGUUUCCCGUACCAAUUGGAAAUCGAUCAGCAAGUCCAAAGCCACGAUUUCUAACAUCAAGGACACCAUUAGUGACUGAAACAAUACCAAGUUAUGGUCCUAGAAAAGCAACACUAACAUCAAAACCGUUAGAAAAUGACUAUAAAAAAAAUCCUCCAAGGAGGACUAUGACUAUGAAGGCUCUGCCUAAAGCAACUUAUGACAAUGGCCCUGUAACUUUAGUUAGUGGGACUAUGCCCAGUGAAUAUUAUGGAGUCAGACACAGAAGAUCAAGCUUACCAACAAAUAGAGAACUAAUUAAUCAACAAAACUAUGCAUAUGAAAUGAAUGAUAUAAUUGUUGAAAAUACUGUAUUGAAAAAUGAACUCAAUGUAUUGCACAAAGAGGUAUCACAAUUGCUUCUUAGGCUGGGGCAGACGGAGGAUGGUAAUGAUGUAGUUAGUGAGCAAGAAUUAUCAAAAGCUACAGUGAAGCUUAAAACAGCAGAGCAAGUGAGCCAGCAAAACCAAGUGGACAAGUUGUCCUUGUCCGCACAGUUUGAGGAGUUGAAAAUGAAAAUACAUGAGCUAACCGUCACAGAGGUGGAAAGGCAGAAGCAGCAAUGUAAACAGUUAGAAUUGGAGAUUGAGCUCAUGAAGAAUAGAAAUAAGGAGUUAGAAGAACUCGUAAGACAGCUCAACAAAGAAGCGUCCGAACACGAAUCCCACCAAAUCAAAGCCGAGAAAGAUCUGAAACACGCACAAACAACCAUCGACGAACUCCAGUCUAACCUAGAGAAGAGUACAGCGGAGUGUAGAAGGCUCGAGGCGGACUGGGAGUCGUACAAGUCCAGGGUCAAGGGUACGCUGGCUGCGAAAGAUAAGGAAAUAAAGCAGUUGCAACAGGGACUAAAUUUGACUGAGGAUACGAAGAUACUGAUUGAGCAGUUGGAAGUGUUAAAAGAGCAGCGAGACGAACUAACCGAGUUAGUGGCAAAUAUACGAAGCGAGAGCAACGAGACAAAGCAACACGUCGAGGCGCUGGAAUCGCGCUGUGAGGCCGCGGAGCGCGUCGUCGCCGCGCUGCGGGACGCGCUCAGAGACGAACGGAGCCUCAAGACGCGCGCGGACGCGCAGGUGGCGGCGCUUACUAAGGAGCUAAAAACCAUCCACUCCGAAACCAAUCAAACGCUCGUCUCCCUCCACACAGCGCUGCGAGAAAAGGACAACGAGAUAUCCCGCCUGAAAGAGAUAGCUGCGCAUAGCGCUGACACUAGCGCCCUCAACGUCGCUGACUACGAUGACCAGGCGAGCAUAGACAACGAGAAGAUACAUUAUCUGACGCAGACUUUGGUACAGAGGCAGGGGAAGAUUGACUCGUUGCUGGCGGAUAAUAAUAUGCUGAGGAUACAGAUGGAAAAGUUGGAGUGUAAAUACAAGUCGGAGUUAUCGGCCCUCCGCGCAAGAAACACACACAGUGUGGUCCAACUACAACACGAAGAACGCUCCCGCCGCGCGCGGCAAACAGGCUUCUUUGGAGGGCUCUCAGUGAAGAUCGGGUACAUGUUCCGAUACCCCGUGUUCAGGAUGUUCGUGCUCUUCUAUAUGCUGGGUCUUCACUUUUGGGUGAUCACCGUGCUCCUUACAAGUACUCCAGACGUCUUCAACAAAUCAGGAUUAAGGAAGGAAAGCUUAGAUAGGACUCAUCCAUUCCAAACUUAAGGUUACCUUUUGGAUUCUACGUCAAAACUAUUUUAGACUAAAGGCCGGUUGUAAAAAACCGCCUGUCAUCGGUAAAACUUUCGCAAAACUGUAUUGUAUGGGAAGUUUCAAAGUUCACUGCUUGUCGUUGAUUAGUCUGUCCAUUGUGGUUAGUGCAACCGGGCCUUAGACAUUAAUUAUAUCAAACGCGAUUACCGCGAACCGUGUUUACGGAUACAUCGUAUUAUGGUAAGGUUUACGACGGGCGUAGACGAAUUAAGAAGUUAAUAUGAUAUUAUUACAUAUUUAUUUUGGUGCUAACUUUAAAUUAGUGAAGUGUAUAAAUAAAUUGUAAAUAACUCUGUUGAAAAGUUUGUUAUUUGACUUGUUUUCAGUUUGGUGUUAUUAUGUUUUUAUUAAAGGAAUCUUGCCACCAUUUGUAAUUCUUAUGAUGGUCGUUUGUGGCGGUAUCUACAUUACAUCGUUCCAUUACUGUGAUAAUCCUUAUCUUUUGCCAUUUCUUUGUGACAUAUUUUUAAGUUAUUUCUUCAGUUGUAUACUGAUGAGUGAUGUUUCAUACAUGUCCAAAAUAUGCACAUAUUGUUUUUAAUUCUACGACGCCAGUAACAUUUAUUGCAUCUCCUUCAGUUCGUAUUCAAAUCUGGUUGACUGUUUAUUAUUUUGUUUGGAUCAUUGUGGAAUACUUUAGUGUCCCGUUGGUUAAAAGCUCAAAUUACAUGUAAAUAGUUAUUUACGAUACAAGUCCAGAAAAUAGGAAAUUCGCAACGAGUGCUGUUAAAUUAAAACGCAACCAAAAGGAGUGUUUUAAAUGGACACGAGUUGCGAAUUACCUAUUCGCACGUGUAUUGUAUAAUUUUUUACAGUACAUAUGGCUCUUUAAAGUUUAGGACGAGUAGGUAAUUCGCAACUCGUGUCGAUUGAAUUAUCACCGCUCGUUGCGAAUUUCCUAUUUUCUGCACUUGUAUCGUAAAUAACUAUUUUACAUCAAUAUUAAAGUGCACAAUAUAUGUGUCCCCGUAAA